AUGUCUUCUCAAAGCAAAUCGCUCAAUGCGAUGACACUUCUCGUCCUCGCGACGGCGAUGUUGUUUUCGGUUGGUUUUUUAAAAGGAGUUGAAGGAAGAAAACUUCUCCAAGAAGAAGAAACGUUCCCAAGCGAAGAUAUUCUCGAAGAGCAAGAUCUGAUAGGAGAAGAGUACGCGAUGGCAAUGGCACCAGCGCCGGCACCAGCACCUACAAUGAUGACGAUGGAGGAAGAAUCGAUCGUUGUUGAAGGAGAAGGAGAGGUUCCAGCGAAGCGCCGUCGAUCGCUUUUGCAAGAACUCGGGAACGGUCCAGUUCCGAGUGGUGAGGAAAUUCUUGGAGAAAUCUAUGACAUCUACGACGAGAUGUUCGCGCCGGCGCCGGCGCCGGCGACGACGACGGAAGAAGGGGAGAUUUUACCACCGGUGAGGAGAAAGUUGCUCCAGAUGAUGGAGGGUAUGAUGCCGGAUAUGACUGGGAUGCCGGAUCCGUUACCUUCAACCGGCGACGGCGCCAUGGACGAAGGCGAGGCGCCUUCGCCGGCGCCGACUGCCACGACCGACGAAGAGAUUCUCGACGAAGAAGUUAUUCCGCCGGUAAGAAAGUUGCUUCAAGAAGAAGGUGACGUCAUAAUGGACGAAGUUAUCGCAGUUCCGCCGACAGAAGCACCUAUCGCCGAAGCACCCGCGCCGGCUCCAAUUGAAGACAUCGGGAUGAUCGUCGAAGAGACUCCCGGUCGAAAGCUCCUCCAAGAAGAACUCGAACCGCAACCAGUAAUAAACGGAGAAGAAGAACAAGAAGUACCGCCAACGACGGAAGAAGAAGAGGCUACCGCCGAAGCACCGUCCCCAAUCAUCGGUACUUUUGAAAUAACAACAAUCACCGGCACCAUCACUGCCGCGGAAGAUUAUGACCCAGACAUGACGGGGCCAAACUAA
Molecule: messenger RNA, 936 nt
Organism: Bathycoccus prasinos
Lineage: Eukaryota; Viridiplantae; Chlorophyta; Mamiellophyceae; Mamiellales; Bathycoccaceae
Exons: 1
Coding region: 1-936 (311 amino acids)
Source: RefSeq, a predicted model, not a curated record